Molecule: messenger RNA, 2882 nt
Organism: Cladophialophora immunda
Lineage: Eukaryota; Fungi; Ascomycota; Eurotiomycetes; Chaetothyriales; Herpotrichiellaceae
Exons: 2
Coding region: 140-2323 (727 amino acids)
Biological process (GO): mRNA processing
Cellular component (GO): nucleus
Molecular function (GO): RNA binding
Source: RefSeq, a predicted model, not a curated record
GGAAAAUAAUCUGCGAACAAUUGCCUGCACGAGCUCACCCGCCACAGAUGGAUUUUGUGCAAUAGGCCUGCGCCCGUGGACCCGCAGUCUGUUCCUUCAUACCGCUUCUUGACAAUGUGAGCCUCACGCUGCUCCAAACAUGACUUCCAAGCGAUCGCGGCAAGCCUUCGAAGCCGACCUCCAAAAGCAGUCUUCACCUUUCGUUCUGUAUGGGACAGCCCUACCUCCUCUAGAUGAAAAUGUCCGAGAUGAUGGUUCUUUUGUGCCCGUCUGGAAGCAGGAGGUCACAGAUGAAAGAGGACGGAAACGCUUGCACGGCGCCUUCACAGGAGGCUUCAGCGCCGGAUAUUUUAAUACUGUAGGCUCUAAAGAAGGAUGGACCCCUUCUUCUUUUGUCUCAUCCAGACAGAACCGCGCAAAGGCUGCACAGACUGGGCGGCAACAGAGGCCAGAGGAUUUCAUGGACGAAGAAGAUUACCGUGAGGCGGAAGAAUCGCAAACCUUGAAUACCUCGUCAGAAUUUGCGGGAUUUGGCACGGAGCACGAUGCUAUGCGAAAGACCGCCGCUAUUGACCUUCUUCGCCCUUUGAAUGAAACUAUUGGCUCAAAAUUGCUGAAGCGAAUGGGCUGGAGGGAGGGUCAAGGCAUUGGCCCUCGAGUUCGAAGAGCAGCAAAAUUUCAUGAGGAAAAGGAGAAGGAGGAUGACGAGGAUGAUGAGCCGACACAGACACAUCUCUUUGCACCAGAAGAUGUCCACUUAGUAUCAUAUACGCGAAAGACAGACCUCAAAGGCCUGGGGUAUACAGGAGGGUUACAAGGUCAAGAUCAGCCGACAAGUCGAAACAUCACAACGGUGAAUCCCGCACCUGGGUCUACUGGCGAACUUUCAGACGAGGAGGGAAUUGCACCGCUUUUCGGCCUCAAGAAAAAACCAGCGCGUCCAAGGAAAAGGACAGGAUUUGGUGUUGGAGUUCUCAAUGACGAUGACUCUGAUGUCGAGGACCCUUAUUCUAUGGGUCCUAAGAUAUCAUAUCACAAGGUUAUUGGGGGUGAAAAGAAUCUAAAGUCGAAAUCAAAGGCUUCAGGAAGCGCUGCAAACCCACUUGUGAAAGCCAAACCCACAUUUAUCUCCAGAAAACUGACAAGCUUGAAGAAGGUUCUGAGAAAAUGCCAUGAUGGGCGGUUGCCCCUCGACGGAUUUGUUCUGACAGAUGAACUUGAUUCGCUGGGCACAAUGACCAUACAGGAUGAGAAGUACAAACCUCCUGUGGUUCCUGAAGGCUGGAAGUCAUCCAUUUCGCCGGACACAGAAGCAGACACGGCAUCCACACUUGUCUCGACCGCAGAGGCAGCCAAGUCGUCUAAUCUCACGGCCAAGUCCCGUGCGUCGCUUUUGGGGGAGUCACCACUUCCGGGAAAGUCGGUAUUCGACUUCUUGACACCUGCCGCUCGUGAUCGCCUGGCUGCAGCUUCAGGUCGCGAAAACCUUCCUGCGGCUGGAAGUGAAGCACCUCCGAAUGGUUACGAACCUUCCGGGAUGGAAGUAAAAGACCUUCAUCCCAUGGUUCCCCAACUUGACCGAGAUACAGCGCUUCAGGCCCUAAAUCGUGCAGUUGGUGGUUGGAUGCCAUAUGCAGAGAAUGAAAACAAAAGAUCAAGAUAUCGGACUUUUCUCGAGAUUCAAGCUGGUCUCAGGAUAGCCGAUGAGCUGCCUCCUCGCGCCGAAAACAUGAGACGGGAAGACUGGAUUCUCGAGUUGCAAGAGUUCGCACGAGCAGCGGAAGUGUUUAAGCCCAUCAGCGGCUUGAUGGCUACCCGAUUUACAUCCUCAUCAUCUUUUCCUCAAAGUCAAGAUGGCAAAUCGGCCGACACUGCCACGAACUCUUUAUUGACGAAAUCAAAGGCAAAGCCAGAGGAUCCAGCAGAAUCGGCUGCCAAGCUAGGAAUGUUUGGUCCCAUGACGCGGUCUGUCAUCAACUUCUACCCUACCAGGCUGCUCUGUAAAAGAUUCAAUGUGUCGAUGCCGACCCACGCAGCAUCUGGGGAAGGUAGAGAUGGACGUGGAACUACCUCUAGUUCGGGCGAACCUAGCUUCGCAGCGCCGCCGUUCCGGUCUUUCGCCUCUGCCGGCUUCCAACACGACGAAGUGUCAGAAGUCAUCAAAAGUGAAGCUGAAUCUCGAUCGAACCAGCCGUCAACUGCAGCAAUAAUGGAGUAUCAGCCUCCCGCGCUCGACCCGGACAGAAACGAAGCCCUCGAGCAGCAAAGACCAGGGCAAGCAGUGUUUAAAGCCAUUUUCGGCAGUGAUGACGAAGACGAUUAGCAGCGUGGCUCAAGAAUGAAUCUCAGAGAUCCAUUACUCCUGUUCAAUCUGGGGUGGGACCCAUUGGCUGAUCGUCCGUGACAAGGCUGGCUUCUGCAAGGGGCUCACGAGGCUGAGGGGACCUACCCAGAACUGUUCCGCUUGGCUCAGAACACCGAAGUCUAUAAUGUUCCACGUGGUCAUUUAUUUGUUCCACUGCACAGUAGAGGCAUAUGAUCAGGAAUAGUACCGAUUGAGAUCAGCAGUUGGCUAGCUGAUCAUUUAUUCUCUAUCGAAUCAUGAAUAUGAUGAAGUGAGCAUACAUGAAACAUGGUUCAACAGGGAAUGGAUGAUGGGGAUUCCCUUCUGUGAAGCCGAUCUACCGUUCAGACCAAUUGUAAUACGCCUAGGCAAUCAAGAGAUCAUGCACAGAUCCAUUAGGCUUGGGAUAUGCACUUGACGUUGUGUGAGAUCCAUAGUUACGUGACGGAUUGUCGAGGUGAUAACGAAAAAGUGCAGGAGUCCGGCUGUUUUGUUCUGUCCGUUGCUAUACUCGAUCGAUCACUAUGUUUUGACGCCC